AUUGUUUCCAUUUGUUUUUUUAUAGUGUGUCAUGUGUGUGUCUGUUUUUUAACCGAUAAAAUUGGUCGGCAUCGGAUGGAUUCGGAGCUGAAAACAUAUUAAACCGGAGAAAACCAGAGAAAGAAAGCGCAGAUGCUGAGACACGCGAUUAGAGGCCUAAGAAAUUCAAGGAGAUGGAUUUCCUCCAAGAAUUUCACGAGCAGGGUCGGAGUAGAGAGAGCAGUGGCGAGGGAAUCGGUGGACUGCGUGGUGAUUGGGGCGGGGGUGGUUGGAAUCGCAGUGGCCAGGGAGCUGGCGCUCAAGGGCAGAGAAGUCGUGGUCAUCGAAUUCGCCUCCACCUUUGGCACCGGCACCAGUUCUCGCAACAGCGAAGUCAUCCACGCCGGAAUUUACUACCCUCGUAACUCUCUCAAGGCAAUCUUUUGCGCGAGAGGAAGAGAAUUGUUGUACAAGUAUUGCUCUGAACAUGAGGUUCCUCAUAAGCAGAUUGGUAAGCUCAUAGUUGCUACUAGAUCUUCAGAGGUCCCAAAGUUGAAUGAUUUGAUGAUACGGGGAAAUGAAAACGGGGUUGAUGGUCUGAGGAUGCUGGAGGGUUUUGAAGCCAUGGAAAUGGAACCAGAAUUGCAGUGUGUGAGAGCGUUAUUGUCACCCGCCUCUGGGAUUGUUGAUACCCAUUCCCUGAUGUUAUCUCUAGUGGGUGAAGCUGAAAAUCAUAGAACAACCUUCUGUUACAACACAGCUGUUAUUGGUGGCCAUCUUGAAGGAGAUCACAUUUGCCUUCAUAUUUCUGAAAGCAAGGAUCUUGAAAACUGGGACAGGAGGUUUCCUUUGCACCCAGAGGUUAUACUCAUGGCAAAGCUUGUGGUGAACUCUGCAGGUUUGAGUGCCCCAGCACUAGCAAAGAGAUUUGAUGGCCUAAAUAGUACAGUUAUUCCCGCUUCCCAUUACGCACGAGGUUGCUACUUCGUCUUGUCAAAGAUGAAAACUCCUCCCUUUAAACAUUUGAUAUAUCCUAUUCCGGAGGAUGGUGGACUUGGAGUACAUGUUACCCUGGAUUUGGAUGGCCAGAUCAAAUUUGGUCCAGAUGUUGAAUGGAUCAAUGGCGCAGAUGACAUUUCAAGCUUCCUGAAUAAGUUUGACUACUCUGUAUGCGCCAAACGUGUGGAACGAUUUUAUCCAGAGAUAAGAAAGUACUAUCCUAAUCUGAAGGAUGAUUCUUUAGAGCCCGGUUAUGCAGGGAUCCGGCCGAAACUUUCUGGUGCCCAACAGUCCGCCGUUGAUUUUGUAAUACAGGGGGAGGACAUUCAUGGGGUUCCUGGUCUUGUAAACCUUUUCGGAAUUGAGUCACCUGGUUUAACUUCAAGCAUGGCAAUUGCAGAACAUAUAGUUGCCAGAUACUUGAGAUGAUCGAAAGGCAUGAUCCUUAAUAUAUUGAUUCUGAGACUUUGUACCAAAGAGGCCAAGGAGAAAAAAACGGCUGAUCCCACCCACAGAACAAAUGUUGAAGAAUUAGAAAAGGUACUUUAAUAAAAGGUAAAGAUAGAAUUAUUCAGUGGGCUGAGUGAUUGUAAACAUACAAUUUGUGGUUGCUUCUGGACCACUCCAGAAGUAAGUGGAAGAUAAAGUGAUGUUUUCAAUAAUGGUAGUUACACAGAUCUUUCAUUUUUUCACCAUCAUUAUGUAAAUAAUAAACAGAGAGAAGGACGAAUGGCAACUGUAACUUUUAAGUGAAGGACGAAUGGCAACUGUAACUUUGAAGUGGAUUUUCGUAGGUGAUGAUCGAAAUCA
Vitis vinifera (wine grape) is the source of this 1788-nucleotide messenger RNA. Its product is annotated as L-2-hydroxyglutarate dehydrogenase, mitochondrial. Gene Ontology annotation, cellular component: mitochondrion. The coding region runs from base 133 to 1407 and encodes 424 amino acids. Gene Ontology annotation, molecular function: (S)-2-hydroxy-acid oxidase activity; (S)-2-hydroxyglutarate dehydrogenase activity. The transcript has 6 exons. The record is from RefSeq and is a predicted model, not a curated record. Lineage: Eukaryota; Viridiplantae; Streptophyta; Magnoliopsida; Vitales; Vitaceae.